AUGAAUUCACCUUACACAGCCGUGCAGUAUUACCCAGAGUUUGCCUUUCAUCGGUGAGUACAAACAUCAUGGUUUAUGGUUUACAAUCUAGAAGCUGAAGAUUUUAUCUUUCUUAUUAUUCUAUCAUUACGCUUAUUAUUAUUAUUAUCAUUAUUAUUAUUACAAUAUCGAAUCCAGAGGCAGGAUAAUCGGUUUCAAAAAGGCUCAGCAUAGAUUUAACAUGGGGUUCGGUGUCACAGGUGUAUUCAGUCAAAUGUGAUCUAGCUCUUUACGCAGCAGUUUGAAAACGUUGAAUCUAUUAACCACAGUGGGAAUCUCCCUUCUCUCUCUGUGACCUGGCCGAGAACCCAGACUGAGAGUGUCUGGAGGUCCAAAGUGACCUGAGAACAGUUGUGUCUGCCUGGAUCCUCAGCUGCUGCUCUGCCCUCAUGUAUUUAUAAGUGUGGCUCACUUAUGGCAACAAUGCAUGUGUAAAAGGCCAUCAAGGCCAAAAUGGCAGACAGGUUACAUGACAGUGUAAUCAUUCAGUUUUGUUCCUUUGAUUUUUACUCUACUUGACUUUGAGCAAUUUGGAUGGAAGUCAUUUUUUAGAGGAUGUUUUGCAGAGGUUUUAACCCAGAACUCCAAAUUAAUGCCACUGAAUCAAGAGCAUGUCACAUUUGGGCAUUUCGGGCCUCAAGAGUCUCCUGUACUUUAAUCAGUGUUAUGAUAAUAACAUCACGUCAGACUUGAAUGUUGCAUCUUUACCUCCUGAACCUGUAGCUUAUAACUAUAAUUCAGGGUAAUCAGGUUAAAUUAUCAACAUUAAAAUAAGCGCCAUGCUACAUAAUGAUACAAUCUUCAGGGAUUCAAACAGGAUGUAAGAGUGUGGAGAAAACUUACACAAAAAAUAGAAAUCACCCACAACUUUACAAAAAGUUUUUAGGUUAAAGUUAUUUAAAAAAAAAAAAAACAUCAGGCCAUACGAAAAAAUAAAAUAAAACAAUAAACAUGAAAAAUGUGAUACAUAUGGUAGAGUACUUAUAAUUCCCAUCAAUCUACCUGUUAAACUAUCCAUCUAUUUGAUUUAGUUUUGGUGGAUUAAAGUGGGACAAGAGCAAAUCUUGACCGACUGGAUGAGUUGAAAUGAGGAAAUAACAUCUGUUAUGAAUCAGUAUCAUAUAUAUCUAAAGACAGAGUCAGUAUUUGAUUAGUUAAUUAAUUGACCAAUUUUUAAUAUAUCAUAUUACUAUCAUUUCUUUGAUCAUACAAGUAAAAUUAAACUUCUUCAGUUCAGGGGCUUCAUUUUGAGAAAAAUAAAGUAGUAAAAUUAAGCAUAAAAGAUAACAAGAAUUCAGCAGAAAUGGGCCCUUUUAGCCUAACCCAUUAAGGUGGGCUUCGUCCCAAGGGGGCCAGCAAUGCUACAUCUGGGUGUGGUUAAGAAAAAUGUAUUUGGGUUUGAUUGGUUUUAAGCAAGUGAUUUCUUUUUUAAAAUACACAGGACGGGAAUUGGGGCUUUCCUGGGUUCACCUCAGCAAAUUUGAGGGUAAUUUUGUGUACCUUUUAGUCAUGAAUGUUCUUUUUUCUCAAUCCAGCAAAAAUAACAUUUUAAAGCAGGAUAAUUUGGGAAAGUGAAGCUUCUUCUUUUUGGAGAAGGGCUCAUUUAACCUAAAAGAAAAUAAACGUAGUUCUUGAUCCAGAGGUCAAGAACUACAAGUGCAACCACAAGUUGGAAAUCCUGUGAGCACCCUCAUCCUGAUAAUCUAUUCUUCAAUUGACUGGAUCAACCUUUUUUUUCUUCUUCAUUUGGCAGAAUUGAACCCAGCUGUCGUCAUAUAAUAUUUAUGUCAAAAUCUGAAAGGAUAGAUAGUCAUUCAAGAAAAAGCGUGCGAUGCACAAAGGGUUAUUGUUAUUGACAUUUUGUACGGAAGGGUCCGUCCGUCUGUCUGUCUUCUGUAUCUGUGUGUCAGUGUACAUGUAUGAAUAUAAGUGAGUCCAUAUAUUAAAAAUAAAAAUAGUAGCCUCAUGAUGCUGACAGGUUUUAAAUUGACAGUGAAAGUUCAGUUCUGUAGAUCAGCUCUGGCGUCACUAUACAUCUUAUUUUCUGUCACCUGUGAUUUUGCUUUGUGAGACAUACAUGCCCAUUGUUUUAAUCUUCAUGGAAGUAUUCAACAGAGUUGUGUUUACAAAAGACCCUGGUUAACUUUUUGCCCCAUAUUUUUUGGCUUCUAAUUUUACUGCACUUGCUACUGUCUGGUUUGGAAAACUGUAUCAUGUCACUGUGCAUUAAUACUAUAUUCAUAAGAUAUUAUUAGACAUAACUUCUCUUUAGUGCUAAAUGCCAUAGAAUAUUUGAGUUAAACAGUCAGUAAUAAGAAUUAUUUGCAUGACUCCAGCUCAUAAAGUUGAAAAAAAAAAAAGAAAAUCACCCUCUUUGGCGUCCAUGAGCCAUCUGUUUGGCCUUGGUGAUCACACUGACACAAAUUUGAAGUUAAAUUCAUGAUUCUUUUUUUUUUCUGUUUUUGAGCAAAGACAGAUUUGCCAGCAUUGCUUUCUUUCAGAUUUUAUUCAUCUUUAAGUCAAAGGGUAUUGUUUUGGUCCACUGAUUCUCUUCCUCAGUGGUUUUCUUUGCAUUCCUAACCUCGGAGGAAUUUGUGCUUUUUGUUUUGCCCCAGAGGAUUUGACUUCAGACUGUUUCACUUCUAUAAAAGUAAGGGGAUAAGAGGGGGACAAACUUUGGGGCUUUCUAUUGUUUUGCAGUCAUGUCCCUCUUCCAGCCAGGGCUGACAGAUGAGGAGGAGAGGGUAUUAGGGCUUUGAACAGGUGAUUAAUAAGGACACAGGAGAAGGGCCCCGAUCGGCUGGUCUGUUUGUUUUGAUUGCAUUUUCAUCGGUCGGUGUGCCCAACCUGCCAAGAGACAAUGGCCAUCCCUGUUUAGUGCUGACCUUUGCCCCAGUCUCGUCUGGAGGCGCUGCUUCGUCUUUAAGUGGAUGCUGAACAGCCUUUGCCUCGGGCAAACUGAAAAACUCUGUGAGUAACCAGACACCAGAAAGCAGACAAACAACCACCAGAACAGGGAUAAACCAAUCUAUCCUGGCAGCUUAUAAAAUAUAAAACAGCUAAAUGUUCUAAAAGCCUAAUGAACAGUGAAACAAAAUGCUGAGAUUGCUCUUAGUGCAUCCAUGUGGAUGUUAAAGAACUAAAUUUUAAAAACUCAGGUUUACUGUGUUUAACCAUGGUUUACAUUUAGCUGUUGAAUGAUUUGUACCAAAGUCUCUGCAACAAAAAUGAUGCAAAGUUCACUGAAAUGUGCAUUCAGUUAUAGGCCACUUUGGAAAAAAUGUUUCUGUCAAAUUUAAAAAAUAUAUAUAUUUUUGAACAUUUUACUGUCGACUCCAAGAAAUACAAGGAUAGUAUUGCACGUAUAAGACAUGGAACACAUCGGUAAAACUGAGCUGAGUGCACACAGAUCAUUACAAGUUAGCCCAGGACAUCAACAGAGGGAGACCAGUUCACUGUGGAUAGCAGUAAGCUGAACCUAAUGCACCAGUUUUACAUUUAUAUUCACUGUUCAAACAGUGAUUUAAGACAGAGCUAUUUAAAACUUAAUGAGAUGACAGUUGAACGAGUGAAACAGCCUAAUUAAAGGGAAUAUUUGAGUCAAAAUCAAAUGAAGUUAAGCUGAAGGAGAGGCCAGUAAAGGGACCACACCUAGAAUCUUCCUUGACUCCAUUAAUGCACAAUUAAACAAUAACCACAGCUGGUUAUUUUGCUCAUAUAUUUUGAGAUUGAGAAGGUGACAGUUACUUAAAAACCCAUCCACAUUAUUGUUUAUUUUGUUAACGACACUAACACAUUUUUAAAUUCAUAUUCAGACAAAACAGCUAAAGCACCAAAACCCAGAGGCGUUUUUUCCUCCUGAUCUCCACUAAGAUAUUUUGAAAAGUUGGACUUUAUUAGACUAAGAAUAAAUAGAGUUUGUAAUGAUUAAAUCUUUUAUUUCAAUUGUAUAAAUGAUUAAUACUCUAGCCAUUCAUACAAAGCAUUUACUUUUCAGUGUUUUUGUCAGGUAUAUAACAACUCAUAAUGUAAUAAUGGCUCAAAAGGUAAUUACUUAAAUGUAAUAAAAGGUCAUAUUGUAAUAAUCCACUCAUAACGUAAUAAGUUGUUACAUUAUUUCAUUUUGCACAACGACAGUAUUACUUUAUGAGGACAGCAGCCAAACAAAGGCUAGCUUGUGCAUUUGCCACAACUGUUAAGCUAGCUCACAUGUCCAGUUACAUUUCCGUGUCAGCUCUUAGCUGCAGUUUAUUCAAUGUGCUUAACUAAUAAUCAUUUAAUUAAUUUUAAUGAUGGGUGCUUCACCACUCUUUGUUACAAAGUACAAAAGACGUGAUUAUUAAAAUACAUUUAACACAGUCUGCAGUUUGAAGUCAGCAUGCUACUUUAUAGUGUAACUUUAUAUGCUUGAUUGAAUAACUUGAUGUUGCUAUUUUUUGUCUGUGUUUAUGAGGGACAUGUAGUUUUAUGAGUGUGUUUGAUGGUUAUAUAUGCUGCUCUUUGUUUUAAAUUCCAUAUAUUUGUGCAUGCAAUAAAUGUCUACCUUUUGCUAGCAAAAAAAAAGAAGACAAAAAUCAUAUUAGGUAAAGGGGUGAAGGAGGCUGACAAAAAUGUGGAUCUUGAUAUUUUGGGGGUCAACAUUUUGCACUCCUUAAAAUAUAUGUAAAACGGAAAAUAAAUGUGUCAGUAAAAAGCCUUGUGCUAGACUGAUUAUCAUAUUUACAGUACAGAUGUUAAUAAUAAAAAUACAAAAAAACGUAUAAUGAGAAACAGGUCUUUUCUAUUAACCAUUCAAACCAGACAGUGUUUUACUGAAUGGCUCUGCUAAUGUUUGCUGGGUGUGUUUUUGUCCCGCUGAUACCUUAGCUGGUUGACCAUGUUUGAUCACUGUCUCUUGAAGCUUGUCAUGUUCUUCAUGUACUGUGCAGAGCUUAAGUUGUGAACGGUGGGACUAGUUAGUUGUUGAGCUGUCAACAGCCUUCUGAUACAGACAGCAGAUUGGGGUGUUUUAGCAACAUCUGUCUUUGCAAACCAAACCACCUCCAUGUGAGUGAGAGGAGUGCGUGCCAAAUUCUAGUCAAAUUGAAAUAUAAGUUAGUCCCCUAAUUCCAACUUUGUAUAUUGCUACUUUUGUGGAGUCAAAGCCUCCUCAUAAUGUUGAUUAUGCUAAAACUUAGAACAGUCACUUGGCCUAAUCCACUUUUAUGGUAUUUGGACUUUGCAAACUCAGUUAAUCUUUACUGUCAGCUCAUCACUCCCUCUUGUCUGCCUCCUGUACAAGUUAAUUUUUUCUUUGCCUCAUUAGAUAUGCCUGUGUUUGUAAGUCAGGUAUUAAUAUCAUUCAUCACACAGUGCUGGGGAAUUCCAAAACCUAAAAUAGUGCCAGCUUCAGAUUAUACCCCCCCCCCCCCCCCCCCCAUGUCCGUCCAGCUGUACACAUACCAGAAGUUGCAGCAGUGCUAUCAUAUAGUCUGUGGGGGGAAUUCCGCCUGUCUCAGACUCCUGCGUACGCCACUUCAGCAGGAACAAUGGCAGGCUGAGCUGUGAAGCAGGUGUAAUGUUUCAGGGGAGCAGGUCAAAGUGCCUCUGUCUGAAUGGUGCAUAAUCACCAUUAUGUGUACUACAAAUAUUCAGUAUUAUGCAGGCUGACUUCUUCACAAUGGAAGUGCCCUUCAUGAAUGGCUGCCAGCAGGACUCCUCCUUCUCGUCCUACUCCUCCUCCUCUUUUCCUCCCCUGGCUGGGUGGCCCAGUCUUAGCCCUGCACAUCCACAUUUAUGUUGAAUGUUUACUGACAUUUCAACUGUUAAAACUGCAUUUCAAAAUCAUCAGAUCAUUUCAUUUUACAUUGACAGUUUUAAUAUGAGAACAGUUGUUGUUGAUUGUGUCUCUUUGCAGACUAAGGGACCCCUCAUCACGUUUAUCGUGGAGAGAGAGCUCAUUCCUCACAGCUAUGUCCCAGAAUCAGUCAGCACAGACAUCUGACUUCUUCAGCCAGGAUGUAUUCAACCAACUGUUCGAUAUGCUGGACCAGUAAGUGAAUCAUAUAAUAAAAUACUUAAGGCUAAAAACAAACACACCAUCAAAAAAAUUUAAAAUAAAUACACAGACUGUUUUCCAGUGUGAACGGUGUCCUGUGUUUCAGGUCUGCCGUUCAUUCAGUUCAGCCCAUUGAGCUUAACUUCACAGAGAGUCCGACUGAAAGGUCUGCAGGAAACACCAUUCAGAUCAGUAUGGACUGCAUAACCAUGCACGAGCCAGAUGAGACACUUUCUGUAAGUACGUAGGUUUGCUUUACAAGGAAAACACUGGUUUAAGUUUUGAUAGUGCUGCCUGUCUUACCCCCCACAGUCAGAGAUGAAAAGAUAACAAUGCAUUAACAAUAGUCAAAACAACAACACCUCCCCAUUGUUAUCUGGCUCUGUUUAGUUUAACAUUACAUGUGAGGUAGAGCAAGAAAACACUACUUUUUGCCAAAAGUAGUGCAUAGAACCACAAUUUUUUCAUGAUAGAUUGGGUGGUACAUAUUUGGAUUAUUGUUGUUUACAGAAUUACCAGUGUCACCACUGGUAACACAAAGUCAUUUAUGCCUCGUCUGAAACAAUAUAGGAUUUGCGUUUUAUGCACAGUGAAACUGAGAAAUACAAAUGGGACUAAUUGGGGUAACACUUUACAAUAACCAUUAUUUAUAAAUGGCAAAUAGAUAGUUUAUUAAUGUAAGUUAAUAGUUACUUUACCUUAACAAGCGAUGAAAUUAUGAUUAAUAAUUUUCAUUAAUUAUUAUUGGACUAUUUAUUUAAGGUUUAUAUAGGGUUUAAAAAUUGGUUGUAAAACAUCUAGAUUAAAAUGUGUAUCAGUAGCAAUUUGUAAGUGGUUAAUAUUUGUUUUUUAAACCAUCUUUAAACAUUACUUAAAUGGUUAUUGUAAUGUUACAUCUGAUGUUUGUAAUACUAUGUUAAUCAUUAAUAAGUGGUUUAUAAACCACCUAUAACCAUUACUUAGAUGGUUAUUGUAAAGUUAGGGUUAUGUUUUUUUAAGUUGUGAAAUGUAGAAUUUAUUAAUGGUCUAUAGCUUUUUAUCAAUGAUGAUUAAAAAUUAAAAAACUAUUUGCUUCCCAUUUAUAAAUGGUCUAUUUACCAUUUAUAAGUUAUGGUUAUUGUAAAGUGUUACCAAAAAUGAUUAUAUUGAUUACCGCUGUAAGUAAAACUCUGUGAAGUUCACAAAAAAUCCUCCAAGAGCAGGGGUAUUAAUAGCAGAAACAAUGUAGCAGGUUAAAAUCUGGCCUUAAAGACAAGACAUACUAAUAUCUGAUAAGUGUUCAUCUGUGUUUUUACACCAGAUUAAGACUACAAAAUCUUCUUGUUUGUUUUGAUAGAAACUGUGUUAGAUUAGGUGAUCACAGAGACUUAACCCAUGACAUGGCUUCACCGAUAGACAUGGCAGACAAAGAAACACAACCAAUCCUCCUGACCCAAUCAAUACAUUGGAAGAAAGAGAGGCUCAGCUAGACGACACCCAGUAAGAGGAGUGUAAAAAAAAUGCCAUCUGAAGCAGUGUUUGAUACUUGAUGAGUUAUGUUCAGAAGAGCACACGAUAAGACAGACUGUGGUCACGUCUGUAGGUCAUGCAUGUAUUGUUUACCGUAUGGACUAUCAGUUCUUCUGCUUCACUGAUUUUUGCACACAGUGCUCUCACCGGUCGUCCCCACAAAAGUGAUGAAACUCAUCAUAAAGGUGGAAAGAAAAUUUUAAGCUUUCAGGACUUUCCCCUAUGCGGCUCUUGAUUGCCAUUCGAUUUGACGCACAACAAAAUAUGAAAUCAUCUUUUUCUGAGUCUUAAAACUUUUAUCUGCCAUGUCAGGCUUGAAUCAUGCUUGUAUUGCCGAGUCUGACUUUAGUAUUGAGCUGUGUAAACGUUUCUGAUAACUUGGUGAUGGUAAGGUAAAAUUGUACAGUAUAUGUAGUCGUACGUCAUAGUGCGUGCCGGUAAAAUAGCUUUUUUCCAAUUUGGUUGAUUUGUUAGUAACAGGACCAUGACAUGCAACAUACUGUUAGUGUUGCUAAUUGAUUUAUUGGCCUAAGUCAGCUUAAAGCCUAUUUAAGGUGAAGUACCUUAAAAUUUUACGAGACUUUGCCAAAUACUUUUGUGCACAUACGUGUGAUCCACGGUCUUGUACUGUUUGAGAUUAGUUUCAUUCUGAGUCAACCGAACCUUCAGCCAUGAAGUCCUCAAGUUUUAUAACACAGAGUGUGCUUUCAAUUCUCUUGUUAAGAAUGGAAUUUCCCAGGGAAAGUCAAGUAAGAAAAUGAUGUGCAGAGGUAAUCGUCAGGCUGAGAAUGAGCCCGGGUUAUCUGUUUUUAUUCCGAGAUGUUGUCUGUGCUGAUAUUAUCUCAUUCAGCCAGAGCUGUGCUUGACCUGGGUGGCCUUCUGAGAGACAAGAGGUUCUCAGAGUCUGUUUGUGGUAAAAUGUGGACUCAGGCAAUCACAGGCUGGAUAGUGGAUGAUUUUUUAAUGAACAUUUGCUUUUCUUGUGUCUGCUUUGGAAGAUAAAUAAUAGACACAUGGUGCAAUAAGGGGGACUUGAUUCUUUUAAUGAUUCAUACAAGAUGAACAUAUUACAGAUAAACUUGAAAAAAAAAACUACUGUGGGUAGGUAGAUGUGCAUAAAUCAAUGCACUGUGUCAACUCCCUUCAGUUUGACCUGUAGUGAGGGACAUCUGUCUUUCUGCCAACUCUGCUGCUGCUGAGGGAUGAUGUGCCUGCUCCCCUCCCUGUGCAGGAAUGCCGUUGUCCAGCCAGAGUGGAAAAAAAUAGCAAAUAAAAAUUGUGUUCAAGGAGCUGAGUAAUGUUACCCUGCGCAUCCCCCCAGGGGGCCUGUGCUCUCUUGAACUGGUGAUUAAUGGUCCCACCCCCACCACCACCCACUUUCCUCUCCACCAAAGAGGGGCGUGGUGCGCUGAUUGGCACGCCAGCAACUCAGGCAGCAUCCGUGUGGGGCUUAAAACCUUGCUCUGAUGGCAGGUUGCCAAUCACCAAGCCCUGAUAGUUAUUACCAAGUCAAGUGUCUGUUCGGAUGAAAAGAGAAGGUGGGCAAAACCACCCUUACCUACCUCCCCCCGCCUCCCCCCAGUGGAGGUGUGCCUCUUCAUGAGUCAUUAGAAUGCAGCUCAGUGUUUAGUGCCCUGGGGGACUUAUUUGUAUUGUGUAGGGUUUAUGUUUAAUCUGAAAUUCCUUUUUCUGCUGGAUUUUUUUUCUGUAGCUGCAGGGCAACAAUUUAACGUAGCACCUGCCUCUCUCGCAGAGGUCCCAGCUCUCAUCUAUCAGUACGUGUCUCCUCUAUGUGAAGGUGGGGGGUGGUAACAAAGGGGGGCAGGAGGGGAGCAAGCAGAGGGUAGAAUAACAUGAAGGAAUGCAGCAGAAAUAGUGGCAGGAGAAACGCUAUAUCCCACCCCAAACAGCUGAUUUUACACCCAGAUAAAGCUCUGAUCAGCUGUGCGUGGAGGACGCAGUGUUGAGCAGACGGACACAGGGUGUUUCAGGUACAAGAGGGAGAGUUUAAAAAACUUUACAGCAGAGAGUAGCUCAAUCAACACGCAGCCGUCCUGAGAUCUGAUUACAUGUUUGUGUUAGGAUUCUGCUCUUUUUCCACCUUGGCUUGUGUGUCUGGUGUGUGAUGGUCCUCCUCCGUUUUAAUGACUGAUCUGAUUCCACUACAGUUUUUACAUUUUUAAGAAUGUUAAAGAAUUUGCUGAAUGUGGUGCAACUAUGUUUAUUAUCAUUAAACUGAAUGUUACUUCUUUGGUAUAUUCAUAGUGCGAGUCUCUGUAUUCACCCUAUGAGAUAAAAAGUAUGUUAAUAAUCAGUCCAUGUCACUCUUUGUUUGCAGCUGUACCUCUCUGGUGCUACAAUACUAGUUUUACUUUUUGUUUUAAAGUAGAGUAACAAGAAGCACGACUUAAAUCUCAUCUUACUGGACUUUCUGUUUGAGAUCUGCUCUGUUUUUAAUCUGAAGUAAGCAACUGUAUUAAGCUCUUCUUUUAUGUGUUCAUGCUCCACCAGUUUGCCUCCAGCAUGUUAGUAGGUGUUUUUAAAGGUGUAGCACCGAGGUACGAGUGCUUGCCACGGUCCGCUUGAAUAACUGUUGAGACCGUGAGUCAGAGUGAGACCCUGUCUGACUUUAGAUGUGGGGCUACCACGGAAGAAGCCCCUAUCUGCCUAUCUUUGUAUUUUUUCUUACAUCCUUUUACAGCUCAGACAGGCUCAGCUGUACUUUCUUACAGCAGUUUCAUAUCCCGCCAGGUUCAACUGAAAAACUUGUAGGUCACACCCUGUGUGAGAGAGAAUGCAUGAAUAAAUCCUAGCAGUAAUCCCACAAAUGGCUUUUGUGAAACAUCAGUUAUCCGCAUUGAUUUCUUUAUAAUACCAGAUUUUAAUUCAGUACUUUUUUAACACUUUUGAGAAUUCAACCAUACUGAUGUGGAGAGAGUUGGAAAGAAACUCAGAAAGUCUUGUUCAGGCUUUGAUGAAAACAGUAGUUUGCAUAAAUGAAUGCUAGAUACUUCUUUUUGAAAUAAAUAAAUAAAACACAUAUCAGUUUAUGAGAGAAUAGUGCUUUUCUUUGAUAGUGGAAGUAACCUCGAUGGAACAUACAAGGAAAAAUGCCCUGAAUAAUGAGCUUCUACUAUAAAUUAAAGAGGCCUGGAAACUCAGGAGGGCCUGUGGACUGUAGUCUGAUCAUUGAGAUGCACCCCUGCUCUUCCCUUUGGACGGUGAGGCAAAGGUGGCCCUCAAGGACAUGGAAGAACUUGUGAUGCAUGAGAAGUAUAAUCGUUCAUUCGUCAAGAUUUCAGUAUGAAAAAAAUCUAAAAUGCAGUUAUUUUAUGAACAAAACCCACCCUCCUCUUCCUCCUUUUCUUUGUCUUUUGACCAGUGCAUUUCUGGCAAAUACUCACUAAAUACAAAAUCACUUCUUUUAUCUGUUCUGACCUGUGAUAGAAACAUGACAGUGCAAGAUGGCGGUCUCAGCAGAGGGAGACCUGCUCCUUGUGUAGCAAAAAAAAAAAAAAAAAGGCUUUGUCCUUGUCAACUAAAAUAUUUUAUAUUCUUUAUACUUGCUCAUUUACCAACUAUAGAUUUUUUCAAAUUAAUAGCUAAUAUAAACUCAGGUCUAUGGAAAUGGAAACAAUAAAAUCAACUGUUUGUCCAGUGAGGUUGGCAGAGGUGACAUUAAAGAGCAGGAGAAAGUUAGUGCAAACAAAUAUAACAGCACCUGGGGAAAGACAUUAGGAAUGCAAGCAGGGCGCAAAUGAGAUGGACCUGACACAUAAGGUUUAAAAGAUGUGCUACAUGAAAAUAGAAUACUGUGUAAAUAAGACAAACAUAAAGGAAAGACAAAUGCUGAAUUAGCUAAACAGUUGAAAAAAUUAUAUAGAUUAUAAUAUAUGGUACCACAAUACUCACUGCAUUGUAAAAUGUUAAAUGUCACAAUAAUAUCAUAUCAUGGCCCAAGUAUCAUCAUAAUAUCAUAUCGUGAGGCCACUGGUAAUUCCCACCCCUAGUAAAUAUAUGCUUAUCUCAACAAACUUAUGAAUAUUAUACUCCAUUUCCAGCAAAUGUGCUAAAUGUUGUUUAAUCCUAUAAAGUGUACCUUUAAAGUUUUCUGAUAAAUUUUCAAACAAUCAUACAUAGACUGUCUUUGAGAAGGUAAACCUGUUUGAAUAUAACUUGCAAUGUGUAUAAAAUGCAGAUUUGUAUUUAUUAUCAAGCCGUUCAUCCCAUUAUGUUUGAAUAUUUGUGUUUGUAUCCUGGUCCUAAGCAGUUGCAGUUACUCAGUUUUUUGUCAGAAAAAAAUAAUGAAAAAAUAAACAAAGUGAUAAAUCUAGACACAGUCAGUGAUUGAUAACUAAUUAAGUAAUCUAUUGGUCCUUUUAGCUUUAAAACACAUCUUUUUUUAUCAAAUUGAAGGUAAAUUGGCAUUGUCAAGUUAUGCAGUAGGUAAGUUUGUUCUACUGAAAGCAGCUCAAGAAGAGCAUUUUAGGGCUUUGGUUUAUUGAGGGGGUUUUAACUCUUGCCACCCAGGUGAUGCUCUCUGUUUCCAUUGACUGCCUGCGUCUGUCAGUGUGGAUGGGAGCUUUUACUGUUUUCAGGGCAGGUGUCUGUGCCCUGGUAGCCACUGCAGCCUGACACCUGAUACAAAGCUAAUCUAGCUGACUUAAGGAACAGGCCCUCUAAAGAGAGGAACUUUAGUAAAGCUUCUUUUGUCUGAGCCCCUGGAUCUGCAGAUCUUUAGCUGCUGCCUGGUUUGACUCUCUUCUCAGUUUCUCACCGCUGUUGCAUCUGAGGUGAUGAAGUUAACAGAGAUAAGAAAACGCUCUCUGAGGUCAGGAUGGAUGGAAAAAGGGUGUUGUUUCCAAACUUAUUUUAGUGUCUAAGAUGAAAUCUGAUUCUAUGUAAAAACUGAUUUCACAUAGACUCUUCUAUUGGCUUCAACAAAACUGUGCGAUUUUCAUAAGUCUAAAUUAUCUGGUGAUUUACCAGACUUUUGCAGUUCAUUGCAGCCUGAAUGUCACAUGCAUUAAUAGGUCAAUUCUCAAAGUCUGUCUUGCCCUGUUGGAUUACAGCCAUCACUCUAUAUUUUACUACAGCCUCACCCUGACUCUCAGUGCUCUAACUUCUUUUCAGAUGCCAAUGUUGUUUUAGCAUAAUUAGAAGUUUGUUUAGCUAAACUAAUUAUCACGCUCAGAGGGUUUGGCCAGGUCUUCGCUGACGCCUCCGUCCCUUGGGAGGCAAUUGAAUCGGGGCUCUUUAAAGUGUUGAUUUGCCUUUGUGACAGGCUGACCUGUGGGCUUGUAGCCUCAGGGCCCGAACAGGGUGUGUCUGCUGAUUGGAGACACUGACUUCAGGUCAUAGUUUAAGUUUUCAGACAGCUUUCAAAUCCUUCUGACCACAGGGCAGGAGUUUCAGCCCUGUGGCUCUGUGGUGUUAGUAGUAAGAGAAGUGAUUUUCACCCCUCUGACAAAGCAGCCGUCUGUCAGUGUAGGUCAUGUUUACAUCUGCAGGAUGACUCUGUGUUUGCAGCAGAAAAAGUUGUCAAUCUUUUAUUAACUACUUUCACUUUUGAACAUUGAAUGCACAAACCUGAAAAUCCGGAGGCUAGGCUGUUAAACAGCUCUGUGAUCUUUGGGACUGUGUUUCUCAAGACAGGGUAAAUAAAAGGUAGACUAAAGGGGGUCAUUUAGAUCCUCACAUUUUUCUAUGUUGAUCAGAAACUACAACAUUUGUCAGUAUACUGUGAUUGCUGCAGUAGAAAUAUAAAUAUAGAGUUACAAACCACAUUUGAUAACUGGUUUUCUCUUUUUUCUGUGCAGGAAACAGCAGUAACUACUGGACAAACAUAAUGAUGUUGAAGCUUGUAUUCAUUUGAUAUGAUGUUUUUAAGGCAUUACCAGUGUCUAGUCCAAAUCAUAGAUAAAAAUCAAGAAAAAGAUUUGGGUGGAAAUGUGUUUGCAGAUCAGACUAAAAACCUGGGGUAAGAAGCAAGCUGAAAAUAAUGCAGAACAUCGGGUUUAUAACUUUUUUACGCUUUUCCUAAAGCUCUCCCCAGCACACUGCUUUCUUCUUUAUCUUAUAAGAGGAUAUUCAAUAAUGGCUGCAUUAGUACACUUUGAAGUAACAGCAUUGUUGUUGUUUUUUUGUGAAUAAUGUAGCCAUGCUCUUUUGACAUCUGGAGUUGAAGUUUUUCCACCAAAACAUGUUUCAGGCUGGUUGAGUAAAAAUCAGCAAUUUUAAGUUGUUUUGAAAAAAAAGGUCUCUGCUAAAGUUUGACAUUUUCCCUCCAAAUUCAGUCUGAAUUGUUGUGAGGUAAAUCUUUUCUGUGCAUUAAUAAUGUGGCUCAUAGUAUUAGAAAUCAGUUUAUCGGUUAUUCGGGAUAAAAGUGUGCGAGGUUACUGAAUCUGUGGGAGAGCCAGUUGUAGAGACCUAUUGCAAUUAUCAGCAUCUGAGCCACAAUGCAUGUUUCUACAACAGAUCUACAUCAGUUAUCUCUGAUAGAUACAAGCAAUCUACAGGAGUCUCAUUGUUGUUCUGGGUGGGCUCUGCAAAGGGGAGUGAUUCUUAUGCUAACGAGUUACUGUAGGAUAACCCCCAACUCCAGACACCACUCUUGUGAAUUUUCUCUGCAUUUAUUUGGCAGUCAUGCUGUCUAUCAUUUACCACAGUGGGAUUUGCCUGUUUUGUAGUUUUUAACAUCACUUUCAAGAUGCAUUAAAUGCCUUUGAACGUUUUACAUGUUACAGGCAUGAAUUCAGUGAGGAAGGUGUUGUUGAGAUAAAAGUUUUCUUGCGUGUAUCUUUUGUCGCUCAAACAGGAUUUUUUUUUUGUCUUGUAUUGUAAAGUUGAGAAAAGGCAAUGCAACCUGAGCUAAGCAUCUUUCAUGUUUUUGGAGCUUGAUUUGUUGCAGCGCUGACUACACAAAAUAGUAAUUCUCUACUUAACUCAUACCUGUGGGGAAUCCUGCAGAGCUUCAAAGGCAGAGUAGGGAGAGGUAGCUUCUCCUGCUGAUGGGUGUGGACUCAGGAUUUGGACAGGUAUCUUAGACCACUCCUCCUCUUCCUGGUAUAUAUGACAUCCCAUAGAUUCCUAUAGAAGCUUCUUGUUGUCCACUUUGGGACUGUCGUCCACAUCACUCCUUUAGAGUGAGAAAAAAAGAUUUGUGGAACCCUGGAGCCAGUGGAGCAAACAGCAGCAGCUCUGCUCAACCUCAGCGCAAACAUGUUGUACCUGGAGACGGGGACCACCACAUCUUACAGUGAGGUAAGACCAAUGGAGGGAACUGGUAAGGGGGCAUCAGCCAUUAGGCCCCUUCCUUCAGUCAGAUCCUUAGAGCUCCAUAGGACAUAAAAUACACUAAGAUGUAAAAGGCCUUAAGUUCCCAAAAUCAACUAUGAUGUGAGGGUCCGAAAGGAUCUCAAGUCUUUGAAUUAGAGGAAUUAUUUACUGUUAAUGCUAAAAAGAUGUAAGUCAGAGUGAUAAAGGGGGGACAGAAGAUUGCCCAUUUAACCGAAGUAGCUUUUGCUUAGAGGAGAUGAUUUUGUGUUUCUGUCCGUAUGUUUGCGUGCUCACCUGAGUGUGAAGCUGUCCUGAGAGCAGGGGAAUGUAAACACCUGGACUAUCUCUCUGGAUUGCUGUUUUCUGGUGUGUAAAAUGGCUGCUUUCUGGCUCAGCCAAAAGAUUGUAGAUGGUGUGAUUUUACUUUCGGCUGUUGUUGAAACCAGUUUUGCUUGAAUGAUUUUGACUAUAAAGGGCUUUAUAUUAUUUCUCUUUUUUAAAAAUUUUUAUAGAUAAGGACAAGAGGAAAAAAAAAGACUUUAUGAGAAUCAGCAUAUUGAAAUUUUCAGUAAGUGAUCUUUAAUUAUUUUGAUGAGACAUUUUGAAAAAGGCGCUGAACAGGGAUGUUUUGCUUACUGCUUCCCAAAAGUCACAUUCAGAUUGAAUUUCUUGUCUGUCAGAGAAGUGUUAAACCACUCUUUCAAAAAAGUAAAAAUGAUUUUAUCUGCAGAAGUUGAAAAUGAAAGAUUUAGAGCUUCUAUCCCCAUUUUUCUGACUGAAAGUGCAAGCAUCAUGAUUAAUGGAUCUGUGUUUGCAGAGCUUGAUGAACUUGGAGGACUAUAAAAAGUUGUUUUCAAAAGGAAUUCAAGAUGAAAGAAUAUAAAAUCAUAAAGUAUCCUUUAGCGACUUUUUCUGGCCAGACAUCUUGAAAUUACUAUUUUUAUGUGGUCUUUUCUUGAAGUCUGUCAGACCAUAAAAAUGCAAUGGUGGGCAAGACAGAAUCUGAGGGAAGAAAAACUUGUUAAAUUUUAACCGUAUUUGUCUGUUAAUGUAAUAAAUAAGGAAUACUUGAAUCAGUUUAAAAAAAUAUUGCUCUUGAAUUCAUCGAGUUUCAUUUGUUUUUGUUUUGUCAUUGUCAUUUUCAGCUCUUUUUUCUCGAGUCUUGGUUUGUUCGAGCAAAUUCAAACUUAAAGCUGAGCAAGUAAGCGGUGAUGGAUUCUUAGAUUGCAGGUUGCAGAUAGCAGGUGUGUCAGGUCACUGUCUUUUAAGUUGUUGAGCAGGGGGUCUUUAAGUGGUGUCCGGCUCAAUCCCUCCCGUGUGUGAGGUAUCAGGUUCCCCACCGUCCCCCCCAGUCUCCUGGGAGCCGUAGCCACCAUUAGAAUGUGACUUCUUCUGCGGCGGCUGUUAAGUCCAGGAUCGUAAUUGCUUUAAUGGUGUGUUGAUGUAGAUACAAUCACCUGCUCUGCCCACCCCAGCAGGUAUAAGGUGUAGAUAGACCCCCACCCAGCCCCACCUCAACCCCCAUCAAACCCUCUUGAGCCUUUAAUGCCUCCCUCCCCUGUGGUCACUCAUCACAGUCCCCAAAAUGCUUUUAUAUGCUGGCCCAGGGUACACAGAGCAGGUCACCAGAGAGCCUGGAAUGGGAGCUAUUCCUCCCUCAGGCCGGGUCUGCUCUGGUUCCUGUCAUCUGGUGGUUGACAGACUCUGGUUUUAUCACUGCUUACACCGGCUCACAGUAGCAACAACAGCAGUAGAGUUUCUGUGUUCAGCUAUAAACUGUAGAGGUCUUUGUGUUGACAGUUUUUGUGUGAAAAUGAAAAUGAGGCUGAUUUAAAUUUUCUGUUGUCCUGUCUAUAAAAACAGAGGGCAAAUCUUUUUAAGUAACUCAAUUAAUAUUCCUGUGGAUUUCUAUUGCUGGCUGACCAGAGAAAUGUGUUUUUGAUUCAGUAAGGUAGCAGUCUGAUAUUGUAGCUAGAUGGCAGCUUGAAAACAGAAUUAAACAUUUCCCCCAAUUUGAUAGUGUUUUAAACACAAUAAUGAGUUAUCAGAAGUGAGUUAUGUUUCAUUUCUGAACUUUUAUGCAGAGGAAUGACUUUAUGGCAUUGAUGUGUAUUUGCAGCAGGGAACCUUUCUGAAGUGAUAUUACAGUGGGAGUAAGUUUCUGAGUUCAUUUUUUUGGGCAGGUUUGUUAAGAAUUUAUUUAAAGCACUCUCAGAAAGGUUCAAUAUUUGUUGAUUGCUGCCAUAAAGUUGGUGACAUUUGUUAAAUGUACCGAUAAGACAUGGUAGUUCCCGAUCAAUUUGUUUUCCCAUUGGCCUUCUCGUACCAGAAGUAUUUUGAAAGUUCAGAUAUGUCAUUCCAAAUGCCACACUGUUGGCAUGGGCCAACGCUUUUAAAUCACUGCUGCCAUAUGCAUUUGAACUAUCUCUGAUAUGUGAUCUACAGGCCAUCACUCUUCACGUCAACGGUCUCCUUUCCUACUGGCCAGAAGUGUUUACCCCAGCAUUUAUGUCAGACAAAGAAAAGGGCUCCAAGGCCUUAAACAGACGGUGAAACCUUUCCAAAACUUUAUUAAAGGCUGUUGAGGAUGUCAAGGCUGCUGAUUUACUGUGUUCCUGCUUAGCAGCCUGACAUCCCAAAGGCCUAAACACAGCCUCGGCUAUAAACAGGAGGAAUUUUUAGGAGCAACUAAAGUGGUUAUUAAAUGGUAGCUGUAUUAUAGUGGAAUAAGAUCUGAUGAAAGGAAAUGAGGAGAACAGCCUUAAACUCCGGCAUACAAGGCUGAUGAACGACUUCCAGGCAAUUUAACAUCAAAACAUGAUGAGUUCAGGUCACACUAUCUGGGCCUCCCUAUCUGGCUUUAUUCUUGAUUCAAUUAGACCAGAAGCAUUGUCCAGAACCCUAUAUUUAAUUCAGGGUACUCUACAGCUCUAUGUCCCUGCUUUUAUCUUCUCUUGGUCUGUGGCCAGCAUCCACCUUUUCUUCAGAAUAAAGAUUGAACUUUGAUAAUUGGUGCCUGUCAGAUCCAGCUUUACAGCUGCCAGCAUCACAGGCAGGCUGUGUCAUCCCUGAGCGGCUGAACACCUCACUGACACGACAGUCAAUUACGAAACUGUGCAAAAGACUAAGUAUGAUAUCACAAAUAUGACUCCACAGUUACGAGAAAAUACCGACCAAACAGGAAGUUGUGUCAGCUGGUUUGUUACCGUGUCAAAUCAUUUUUGUCCUGAUUCUCCCUCUUAAUUCUGGGGAGAAAAAUGACACUUCUUGAGGAACUGUUUAACUUUUCAUCUAUUCAUUUUGUGACAUCUUUUUGUAGAGUUGUUCCAAAACAUAUACACUGAAAAGAAACGUCUCCUACAAAGCCAGAGUGAAGGAUAUGAUGCAUGCAUCUGUUCCAAAUUGCAUAUUCCCUUUAACUGUCCAUUUCCAUACAUGUAUAUUGUUUUUAUUUAUUUUAACAGUGUUUUAACUGUGUUCUUAAUGCCUGUACAGUGUCCUUGGGUGUCCAGAAAGGCGCUUUUAAAUAAAAUGUAUUAUUAUUAUUAUUAUUAUGCAUGUCUGUAAAACAGCACUGGCUUAGCUUGGCUUAGCAUGUUUUAGGUUAGGAGUCCUUUAAGUGUCUAUGAGUCAAGACUAAACAAAAUGUUGGUUAAACUUAGCAAGGCCAUUCAACAACAACCACAAGCAGACUUUAAGAGGAUGUCUAAAUCAUAUUCUGCAUCACCAAAUCAGAAACGGUUCCGCUGUCUGGACCAAUUUUCCUCCUAUUAGAUCAGAUUUGCUGGACAUGGCUACGGCCAAUUGAGUUUAAACCUUUUUAAUAAUGUGUGUAAUUAGCCCAUUGUGAGUAGUGUGUGUUUGGGGAAGCCUAUACCUGCUAAAGGCUGGAGGGUCUCCUCCAGAAUUUUUUUUUUCUUCAGUGAGUGUGUGUGUGUGUGUUAUCCAUUCACAAAGCACUUGUCUCCUAACACCUGCAUGCCCAACAUCAUUGUUCUCCAGACAAGCUCUUAUAAGCUCUGGUGUCAUUGUUUCCGGGGGGUUAAGCAGCAGCCGUGCGCCGCACACACACACUGACCCUCAUCCAAACAGAAAGCAACCCUGUGGCACUGUUACACAAGUAUGCUGAGGUUGACUCGGAUGACCUCUUUCAGGUGUGUCUGUCUGACUGUGUCAGAGUGUGUGUGUGUGUGUGUGUGUGUGUGUGUGUGUGUGUGUGUGUGUGUGUGUGUGUGUGUGUGUGUGUGUGUGUGUGUGUGUGUGUGUGUGUGUGGAUGAAUCUAUGAAAUAAAGCAGCAACAUUGCUUCACAAGUCACUACCUUUGCACAUAGGUACAUGGUGUACUUAGUGUUUUCUGUUGGUCAUCUGGCACAUUAGUAACACCUGGCAGUGCACUGGGUGUGAGCUGGACAGCUGUGGUCAGCCGUGCUUGGAAUAAACAAGAGGCCCUCGAGAGAUUAAUGACUGUCUAAAGAGCGAGAGCCAUGGCACCUCGUCCAGGAAUGUGCCAUUUAUAAAUGGAAAGGAAUGGGGUGAAUGACAAGCAGAGCAAGCAGGAAGGAGCUGGCUUUGACCCAGGUGUAUUCUCCAUCUUGUUUAAAGAGGAAUGGAUACUAUAAUUCCUUCUCUGCUGUCUGAAUAGCAGUGAGUGUGGACUUGUAACAAAAAGUUAAAAUAAACCAAUCAAAUCAACAGCUGAGCCUUACCACUUAAUAUACAUUCUGCAACUAAUCUAACUUUCCAUCACAAGUCCUCACUCACUGCUAUCCAGAACUUAUAGAUAAUGCACUAUUUCUACCAUGCAAGUAUUUCUGAGGCCAGGGACCUCAGACGUGUCAACACUGUGGUUCAGGAAGGGGUCGGAUCAUUAACACAUCAUGUGGAAACAUAGUUUAUGUUAGACUUUCAUACUUCUUUUUAUUGAGAAAUAAGAUCUCUCCUUCCUGUUAGCAUGCUUUAUUCAGAAGUUUGGGGCCUUCAACACCUUCGGUCAUCACUUGACAUGCAAUAACCUGUGAUUAGUUUUUUGUCUUCUCAUUGUCUGUUUAUUUAUUUUUUUAACACACUUUCAGGGCUCAUGACACCGAUUUAAAACUAAAAACCUUUAAAAUCCAACAGUUUCAAAAGGCUGACCAUACUUUUGUCAUAGACUAUGUGUCAAUUUACCAACUGCGUUAUGUUGUUAUUUAAAACUAAAGAUAAUUCUUUCAAUAAUUUGACAUGUUCUGAGUGUUAAUGUAGAGUAACAAAAAAACUACUAUCACAGAGCAGUUUUCUACUCUUAAGAUCAGGAAAGAACAAAUUUAACUUCAUUUUUAGCUGUUUUAUUUUUGUUAUGCAUUUUGAAAAUCACCUUUAAACAAUUACUGAUGGCAUUUCUUUGUUUACAUCCCCUCUUUUUCCUUUACUUCUCCAGUCACAGUAUACAAAUCUGGGGCUCCUGAACAGCAUGGAUCAGAACAUCCAGAAUAGCGGUUCAACCUCCACCAGCCCCUACAACAAUGACCAUGCACAAAACAACGUGACAGCCCCCUCACCUUACGCCCAGCCCAGCUCCACCUUUGAUGCCCUUUCUCCCUCACCAGCCAUCCCAUCCAACACAGAUUAUGCUGGGCCUCACACCUUCGACGUCUCCUUCCAGCAGUCAAGUACAGCAAAGUCUGCAACCUGGACGGUAAGACAUUCAUUCAUAGAGCAGUUUUAACACUCUGUAUAAAGUUUCAAUCAUGAUUACUAAUAGCUGAGUUGCCUGGUCAAAAGACAUUUACUAAAUAAACCUUUAAUAAACCUUUUAAAUGUGAAACUACCUAAUAUGAUGAACAGUAAACAGUCAAACAAAUUUCAAUGGUACAAAUCAAUUAUCCUUGGGCAACAUGACUUAGAAAUAAAAUUGCUUGUGUGGUAGGAAGAAUUUCAUGUUUCGACUUCUGAUUUAGUUUUGUGAGGUGAAGUAGUAGGUAACAUAGGAGCUAUUCAGUUCUCAUACACUAAUGUCUUUAGGGACAUGAUAAAAGUUAAUAUCAUAAUUAGCUUUCUUACAGGCAUUGCAAUCUUCUAACCCAUACACUUGUUCCCCGAUCGUUCGCUCUAUUUCUAUAAGUCGGGCCUGCAUAGCUGGGCACAGGAGUUGGAGCUCGGAUCUGUGACAUAGGAAAUCUCACAGUAUCUGAGUCUGCGGUUUGGGUCUGAUUACUCAAUUAUUCGAUGGAAUAUUCGGUAGAAUACUAGAAUACUGAAAUAUUCCGUAGCUGCAGCUCUAGGUUUAGCUGAGGCAGAAGUGCAAAAUGACACGAAUAGUUGAUAGUAAUGAGUGUAAUCAAAAUAGGAGUAUUGUUUACACCAAUAGUUUUACAAGAUCUGCCAUGACCCUUAAUGAUUAGCAAACAUUCACGCUCCCAUAGGACACUUAUUUCAGGCAUUCACAUGCACAUUUCUCUGCUGAUGUACUGUGCAGCUCAGCUUUGAGCUAUGAAUCUAAUACAAGGCGACUCUUAAAGCAUGAAAUUUAAAUGUGAAAUGUUUGACACUAAUAGUAUUGACCUCCAGAGACACAUUAUUAAUCCCCUACUGUCAUGACAACAGGUCAUCAUUGUAUGAAGUAGUGAUUUGUCAGAGUAGGGGUUAAGGAAAAACUUCUUCCAUGAACUCUUUAUCUGACAAUCUGUGCUCCAGGCAGAUUGAAGUGCACUUUAUUUGAAAGCCCUGCGUUUCGCAACUACAUCUGGCAAGGAGGAAUGUCACUUGAGAUGUAUAGCUUCAACUCAUGACGAAACCUCAGGCACUUUGUGUUAAGGCAUUACUUGAUGAAAGAAGAGAUGCUGAAGAGAAUGAUUUCACUACACAGACUGUCACCAGGAGAGGGAUUCACUCAAACUACAUUUUUCAGGUCUUUCAACUGUAUUCCUUAUUAAAACUACUCAUUUAUGUUCCUAAAAUAUAUAUACACCUCCACUUAGCCCCCUGUGACAUCUUAAUGCUCAUUAUGUUGAAACUCCAGCUGACUCAUUACUCUGCCAAAGUUCACUAGUACUUUGUUGAUGACAGAGGUAAACAGCUUUAACAGUUGGUCCAGGUGUGGUGAUGUCCUGAGCGGCCUGCUGUGACCAUGUGACACUGCGUAAACCUACACAACCAGCUCCUCCUGCUCUGUCAUUACACAUGACAGGGCUGAGGGACAGCUGUUGCAUCAGAGCCCCACCUGCUCACUUGUUUAUGUGUCUGAUGCGAACUGCUGUGUGCAGACACUGUAACCACAAACCACAAAUUCUGUGAAUGAAUGCACCCUAGUGGACAUCGUAGUUGACAGAUGUGUCCCCCUGGAGACAUUUCGUCAUCAGAUGUGCAGCAAGUUCUGAUUAAACAUUAUGUAUAUGGAAUUUAGAUCAAAUAACAGUAAUAGUAUGUUGUUUUCUUCAUCAGCUUUGUGCAACGUAGGCUGAUUAUAAAUAAUAAUCUUAAUCUCUUUGGAUAGAGCACUUGAAUAAAAAUUAUCACAAUGAGAGAACAAAAAAAAUUUUAAGGGAACAAAUUUUAAAGAAUAAAGAUAUGAGGAUAAAAAAAACGGUAUUUUUAUAGAAGUUAAAAACAAAAUAAAAUGAAAACAAAGUAAAUUUAGGCAAAGUUCAGUCAAAAAAGUAUGUUUAAAUAAAGACUUUGCUGAGAUUUACUGUCAAGAUUUCCUUACAUAUAAUGGACCCACAUUACAAAGUGAUUCUUCCAGUCAUUGUAAUGGAGUAUAAUUGGUAUUCAAACUUCAUCAGAAAAGUCAGAUUGAAAGGUUGUUCCUGUGAGAUGUGCGACCGUUGUAAAACCUGCCCAGCUUAAUACGCUGACUUUAACGCUCUGCGCCUUUCAAGUAAACAGGCUGAACUCAGGGAGUGCUGGGCCAUUUCUCACCUUAUUCCUUGGCCACGCCGACUGUGGGACUGUGACAUUUACCCAAUUCCCACAGUGCCUCACUCAUCCCUCUCAUUUUCACAGUCCCAAAAAACAAAAGUGUUUGUCUGCUGCGCAACUGUGAGGAGCUAAAGAGUGUGGUUUGGGAGAGGCACGCCCCAUUAGGACACAUCCCCAUCGUAGACACACAUGUAGUGUAACAGACUGUGUGUCCCACAGUCAUAACACAUGAUGCAAGACUGGUUUGAUUGGUCUGACUUAAAGUUGAAGAGCAGUGGAUGGCUGCCUAUUAUUAUCCCCUGACGCCCAAACUUUAGAUUUACCAAUUUAAAUCAUAAUUACCUUAAAAUAGAUGAAGAGCUGGUUUGCCUUAAACAACUGUUUAGAAACAAACAUGUCCCUGAAGCUUAGAAAAAAAAUGCAAAAAAAAAAAAAAAACAAGUAUAUGACCAACAGGCUGCGAAAAGUGCUUUACAAUGCAAAAUUUUAAAACACAGAUGAAACAAGAGAACAAUAUUAGCCAUGGCUAGACUUUCUAGACUUGUGCAAGGACAAUAAAACAAUAAAAUGCUUUUAAAAAAAUGUAAGAAAAAAAGAAAGAUUAAACAAACAAAGUAAAACUUUAAAAUGACAACUAAAUAUGCUAAUGAAAAGUCUGUUUUUGGAGAUACAUCUAGAGUUUCCUUUUGCUUGACCCCCUGUAAUAAUACAGAAGUAUUUCAGUGGCACUGGUACAGGGUCAAAUCCAACACCUCUGAUAAAGACUCUGCCCAAGGAAUUUUGAUUUAGUCACAAUAUUUAGUUAUAUCGUUCAAAUCAGAGUUACAGUUGUUUUUGUCUCUGUGCCUCAGAGCUGUUUUUGAAAUACCGGUAGUUUUAUAUUCUUCUUUACAUGUUUACAUUGAAGCAUUUUUAGUAGGGAUGCAUGAAAUCAGUCAGGAUGUCAGCAUCAGCUGAUGAGAGCUGAAGAAGUUUAUUAUUAGCAGAUGUAAAAUAUUUCUGCUAGUGUACAAGGCCAAUGAGGAGUCAAAUCAGUUAUUUGCCAAGAUGACACGUUUAUUGCCAACACCAAGUUGCAUGAUGUUGGUGUUUUGAAGCAAACGUAAAAAACUAUUUGUAAUGCUUGUGAAGCACAGGUGAUGGGAGGAGGAGCAAAUCAACACUCCUUUGAUUUACGACAAGUUUGACUCUGCAACUGAACAACCGUUAUUCUGAACGGCAGCAAAAGUUUCUAAAAAGUAUGAAAAUGUUUCAGCAAAACUUGUCGGCAGCUUCAACUUAAGUACUUUAGAAUCUAAUGUUGUCUUGUUUUAUGUCUGUUUCUUAAACACACAAAACGUUAGCAUCAGAGGGCAAGUCUUGCACAGAAUAAAACUAUACAGAAAAAGUGUGGAUGUAUUGGUUUUGGUGUCAGCCAAGAUGAGUUUGAAAACAUCAGCAUAAAUCAAUAGCAUGCUUCCCUAAUUGCUUACCAGUUGGGGGCAAAAUGCUGUCAUAAUACUAUCAAAAACAUUUUCUUUAACCAGAAAUUUAAAAAAAGUAGAUCCACAAAUUCACAGAGCAGAAAAACUUAAUCUGGAUAAAAAGGUGUAAAUGUAAAAUGUAAAUAAAUAAACCUCUAAACAGAUAACAUUUGAAUUUGGAAAUAAAAAGCGAGUCUUUAAUUAUUUGGUGUGUACAAUAUUCCAAAAAUGAUACCAAGAGUACUUUACUAAGAGUAGUGAAGACAGGAAAACUAGAAAAAAAUGGCAUAAUUACUGAAGUUUUUAUAAAGUUUUUUUGAAGUGUUGAAAAAGUUGAUAAACCACACAAAUUAGAGUUUAUACUUUAUCAACUUAAUAGUGUGAUAAUUAAAUGAGUUCUCUGUCCAUAUCUGGAGGUGCUUGCACUUUUUUCAUUUGUAAAAGUUUUGUAUCUCUAAACGUUGUUUUGUUGUCCUGCUUAUCGUCCAUGAUGUCUAAGAGAAAGAGAGAAAAGGGGAGAGAGAGAGAGAGAGAAAGAGGGUCAUCCUCCAGUUGUGAUUAUAGUUUUUGUUCUCAUCACUGAGGAGACUCCCUCACCUGAUCUCAGGGGAUCUUUACUAAAGCUCCCAUAAUCUCAGCCCAAUCGUUCGACUGCUGGACUGAUGGACAGAUGGCAGCGAGCCACUGAAGAUGUCACCACGGCAGCUUUGCUCUGUGCAAAGAUCUGUUAAUGCCCCCCCUUUUUUGAAGGCCUGCGGGAUCUUCCAUGGGACUUAGUGGACUGUGUACUGUGCUUUUUGAUGACUGUUCUUCUGGAGACACACCUAAUCCCUAACCCACACCUUAACCUCUUCCUGUCUAGGAUGACUGUGACACACACACACAACAUUUCCCAGAACUGCUCCCACAGUUUCCUUGUUGGCACUCCUGCAGUCUCCAUGGUGUUCCCCCUUUUAUUGUGUUGUAAGAACAAAAACACUUGGCGGGGUCAAACUAAUACACACGUUGAAGAUGUUUUAUCUUCUUUGCUUUGCUAAAUUAAUGGAGUGUCGCAAAUGAGGCAGCCAUUGUAGGCAAUUGAUGCAGCUAUUGUGAGGCUGAAGAUUUGUCGUGUUUGCUGUGUGUAUUAGCCGCCAUCAGGUGUAUCAGUCAAAAGGAGAGGAAUGUCAUGGUGUGGGCUAUCAGUGGGACGCUGUAGAGCUGGGGGGGAUUACAGUAAUGGAUUGAGGGCCUGUAGAUAAUACUUGUGUAAAUACUGUGUGCCUCUUUCCUGAACCCUGUGCUCCUGGAGAGGGUUCUGUCUUUUUGAGAGAGUUAAGCUUGAUGGUUGCAUCUCACAUUGCGCCGGAGGAGGAGGAGGAGGAGGAGAGCCCUCCUGAAUGCUCAAAGAGAAGAGUGUUCUAGCGAAAGGCUGCAAGACGCAGCUUGUCCCUGGAACAUCUGCGGGCCCGUCCCACGCCUCACGAGAUGGGGCCGAGACUUGUUUGUGUCAAGAAGCUUGUCACAACUCGCCCAUCACAGAGAGACAAGCCCUGAGAGCUACAGAUGGGAAAGGUAGAGGGGAAAUUUUUUAAAAAGGCAAGAGUUGAAAAGGAUUUUUUAUGAUGUGGGCUAUGGGAUUUCUCCAUAAUGAGCACGGAAAAGCCCAUUCUCUCACAGUUUAUAUCACAAGAUCCUUUUUUUAACAAACAAUGCCAUGAGGACCCCUGCAGCAGCAAUUUACCUUAUCAGAAACAAGAGUUGUGCUGUAGUCGAAUAAAAACAAAAAGGAAGACAUUAGUCUGUUAUCAGUUGAAGAUAAGUUUUUCUUGGAUCAGAACAUACCAAAUCCUCACAGAGUUUGUUGGAAGCUCUUAACACAGAAAAACAAUGUUUUGGGAUGACUGAACUUUGGAGUAACUCAAAUGUCUUUGCAACUUUAUGACUUCUUGGGAGGACAUUUAGAUCAAACAGGGGUUUCUAAAAUUACUAAAUUAUUAAAGAAAUGUAUUUACAUAUUUAGUCUUUCAGAAUUUGUUUUCAAUUCUUGCUCUCAGUUUAAGUUUUAAGCAAAUCAGAUCGGUCUUUCUGCACUUGAACAUCAUAUCUACCUUAGAGCAUUGGUCCCCAAUCUGGGGUCUGGGAGUAGCACAAGAGCUCUCAUUUGUUUACCUUGGGGUUGACAAAAUAAGAUUUCCAGAUAUUAACUAAAACCAUGAUAACACACCGGCUGAUCGGUUUAUACCACUCUCUGGAAAUAAAAAGACUCCCUCACUACUUUUGGUCCAAACACUAAAAUUACAGAUUAUUUUGCAUUACUUUUUUCUGUGACUUUUGAGGGACAUUUUCAGAAAAGUUAUAACAAAAUAAAAAACAGAAAAACAGAAAGUUAAUGUAAAAAUUGGUGACAUUAUCAUUAUUUGAUCAGUUAUUCAUAUUUCUAUUUCAAAAAUAGUUAGCCUUGGCAAUAAUUAUAAUAUUAUAUUAUAUUUAGUGCAUUCUGUCAUUUUAAUUGAACAGAAAACAGUGUGGUGACUAAAAUCUUAAAACAGUGUAACCGAACACUCAAAAAAAAAAAAAAGAAAGAAAAGAAAAAGAAAACGAGGGGAAAAAAAACAUUUUAUUUUAAAGUAAAUGGGACAUGGAGGGUGCAGGUUUGUAUAAGUUUUUCAGUCAAAGUUUAAACUGAUAGGGGGCUUGAUGGAGGACCAUUUUAAAAGCCCUGAUGAAAACAAGAGUUCAGGCAGCUAACACAAGGAGUGAGAGAUGAAUUUUGUCUCUCGGCUCUGGCUACAUAAAAAUGAUGGCACAUGAAUGUGUCCAGGUUUGUCCUGGGACCGGUGUUAUCUCUUAGACUUGAUGGUAAAGUUGGGGACUAAAGAUUCCCAGGUAACCUUUUUAAUCUAUAAAAUGAGGUGAAAACGACUAUAACUUUUUCUUCCAAGAAGCAGGUGUUUCACGUCUUCUUGAAGGGAGAAAAGUGAAAAAACUCCUUUGCAUUAUUGUUGAAUUAAACAGGUUUGGGAGAAGCUCUAGGCAUGACAUGACAUGUCAGGUAUGAAGAAGACAAGACCAGAGGCGCCAAACAGUGCUUGUUUAAGGCCUGAUGUUUGUCAGGACUUGACUUCUGCAUGCGCCCGCAGCGCCUGUCAGGGAGAAAAGAACGCUACAGCUGUGGGCCUGCCUCAACCUGUGCUGCACGGGAAGUUCGUGUGUUGUGUGUACGCGCGUAGUGCGUGUGUUAGAAAGUAAUUGCACACAUGCAGAACUGUGGAAGCACUUGGACAAAUUGUAUGUUGCAUGCAUUCAGAUUAUUACAAGGACAUAUUUUCAUCAUUACACCAUUUACAAGCUGCAGGCGAAUCAAUGUGUGUCUUCUUGUUAGGUUUUGGCCCUGCAGCAGCAGCAGUCACAGUAGGAUGUAAACAGCCUUCUAAGGUCAUCCAUUAUUUUUCCAGUGGAAAGCAAAGGUGUCAAAAGUUUCUUGCAAACUUUUUUUUGUUUCUUAUGAUCAUGAUUAAGCAGCCGUGUAUUGUGCACAGUGUGUACCUUGGCUGUGACCAAUGAAAGGCUCAUAAUUACAUGUUAACACCUGAGCACCGCGCCCUGUGUGAGCCACUGAAUCCCAUCAGUCAACCAGUUGUCCUCCACCCUGAACACUGUUAGCUUUAGCAGGGCGCUGCUUUCAGCAGUCAGCCGCAGCAGCCUCUGCUCUCACUGCUGAGCAAACAGAGCUCCAGCCGCACAAAGUUGUGUGCACAAAGUUGUGUGCACAAAGUUUGUAGCUGGAGGGCUGGGAUGGUUCUCUGUUUUUUUGUGUGAAAGGUUGAGAUAGUGGAUAUGAUCUAAACAAACUUUGGUUUUCUGUCUCAAACAUCUGUGAUUAGAUCUUACUGCUCUGAUUUUUUGCCUUCAGCUACACAGAACCAGCAGCCUGUAAUUAUUCAAAACACUACGUACUGACCCUUUACACCGCUCAUCUCUCUUCUCUCUUUUCCUCCUAAUCUGCUGCUCUCUCUUGCUCUUUUGCUCUUUUAGCUCUGUCUCUCUCCUCGACUUCUCCACCUCAUUUAGCUGAUUGACACAGGCGUACAGGAAGAAUCAGGUUGGGAGUGAGUAAGUGAGGGGGGAAACCAUUCCUCUUUUUCUUUUCUGGAAAGCUUUUCUUUGAUUUGAGCAGAGAAUCAGCUCAGUUGUUGUGUUGAUGAUGAACAUGUCCCAGAGCUUGAAUUGUGCGCUCCUGUCAUGUUAAUUAGAUGUAUUUAUGCACUUGACACUUUGUUUUAUUUUUAUAACCUCACUGUCUGCUUUAACUUUUCAUACUAUAAUAACUAGCCGUGAAUAUUAGCUGUACUAUCUGUCAGUUCAUUAUGAGCAUGUAAAGUUUCUAAUGAGGUCACUUGAGGAAAGGAGCAGUGAAUUUGGGUUAUUAUUAACUCGCCUUUUAUAAGUGGAUCUCUGGGUGUAGAAUUUGAGUCAGAUCAUGAGGAGAGAUGGGAAGGUGGUGUUUUGGGUUGGUCCCGAUGAAAGGAAAGGUUGUGAUGGGGGAAAGAGUAGAAAAUGUCUGUGCCAAUGCUUGUGUAAUAUUUAAAGUACGCACAGACGGCCACCAGGAUAACCACCUUUCCUCAGAAGUGCACUUCAUAAAGGUGGAAAUUUUUAUGUUGCAUUGUUCUCCAACAGAGCCUCGAGCGAGUUUUCACAACGUUCACUUUUCUUCACUCAGAAAUGAACCCUGACAGAAAACAUUUCCCCUCCUACCUCCACCCAGCGUCUCCAGCACAGAGAAGGAUUUAAAGCUGUGCUUACACAGCAGUGAUUUGAAGGAUUUGUUUGCACAGUGGAGUUAUGCCUAUUAGUAACAAUUCAGUCUUUCUUAAUGCUCACUGGUGAUCAAUUCUAACAGUGCCAAGGAUCAAGGUGCAUCCAUAAUUCAUGACUCUUGGCUUUACAAACUUGAACAUGUGCCAGUUUGUGAGCGCAACCAUCAUGAUUCGGCGCCAGAUCCUCUUUACCUGCUGUGAUUGCACCUUCGUUCCUGCUCUCUGAACUAAAGCAGAACUGUUUUCAUUUCAAACCUGUGCUCAGCCUUAUGGAGGGUUAGCUUGCCAGAGAUCUUCAGAAGUGGUAUAUGAUGAGUGGCCAUCAGAUGCUUCUGCAGAACACCCAUCCCUUGAAGAUGAAAGCCAGGCCCAGUUUAAUUGCUGCUAGAGGGGUCCAUUUUAUGGCACUCCUCGGAAGUCCCAGAGGCUCUCUGAGACAUCUUUGAGGUUGCCCAAUACACACUCAAAGCACCAAAACUUGUGUGUGUCUGUGUGUGUGUGAUUAUUUAAGUAGGUCAUAAUCACAGUCUUGUCUGUAACCUCUUUUUGCCUGAGGAGAGACCAGAAGUGCAACAGGUGUUACACACAUCGAUCUGUGCUUUUAAAAUUGAGCCCAAAAAGUUGUUAAAGCUUAAAAACAAUCAACAAGACGGUUUUCUCUAACCUGUUUGUCUUGUUUUUCUCUUUUCCAGUACUCCACAGACCUGAAGAAGUUGUACUGUCAAAUUGCCAAGACAUGUCCUAUCCAGAUCAAAGUCCUGACCACUCCACCUCAGGGGGCUGUUAUUCGAGCCAUGCCUGUAUAUAAAAAAGCCGAACAUGUGACCGAGGUGGUGAAACGCUGCCCAAACCAUGAGCUCAGCCGCGAGUUCAACGACGGUUAGUUUUUAAAAAUAUAUAAUUUCCUAAAUAAAAGUUGACUCUGGUGUUAUUGUUGUUUUCUGAUAAUAUUGCAUUUGCAAAUCUUCAAUCCAGGUCAGAUUGCUCCUCCGAGCCACCUGAUCCGGGUGGAGGGGAACAACCAUGCCCAGUAUGUGGAGGACUCCAUCACUGGAAGACAGAGCGUACUAGUCCCCUACGAACCUCCACAGGUGAGCUGUCUGUCACCACGAAGCGAGGCCAGCUGAAUGCCCUGUCAGCGACGCCUCAGCACCUCCGCCUGCACCGCCUGAUAGAGCGGUGACAGACUCUGAUAGGCCGGCAUCUCACCUCCAACCACUCAGUCCUGACACAGACAGAGACACUCACAUCCCCGAAGACUUUCAGAAGUCUUUUAUGGAUUUAAAACUAGUUUGUUGAUUUAAUUUGCAAAUAAUGAACAAAACAAACACAACUUAUAUGUCAAAACUUUCCUAUCAUUUAAUAAUCAAAAACACAAGGAGCACAAUCAGUACGAGAAAUUAGCAAUACUAUGAUUAGUAGUAAUCCAGUCAGUAUAAUUGGGCUUUUAUGUUGUGCAUUUUAUUUGUUACUCACCAUCGGUGUGUUCCCUCUCUCUCUCUCAGGUGGGGACAGAAUUCACCACAAUUUUGUACAACUUCAUGUGCAACUCAAGCUGUGUGGGUGGGAUGAACAGACGCCCCAUUCUCAUCAUCGUCACUCUGGAAACAAGAGAGUAAGAGACAAGAUACAUCAAAUCUCAUCUUCCUCUUCCUCAGCAGCUACCUCUUCAAAGGGUGUUUCUCACCUCCACUGUUUCCCUUGUCUCCCCCUAGUGGUCAGGUUCUAGGCCGCCGCUGCUUCGAGGCUAGGAUCUGCGCCUGCCCAGGCCGAGACAGAAAGGCGGAUGAGGACAGCAUCCGCAAGCAACAUGUAACAGAUGCCACAAAGAGCAGUGAGGGUACGAAGCGCCGUAAGUAGGGCUGGGGCUGGUGGUGGGCUGACAAGCUUUGGGUCUUAGCUGACAUGCUGCCCGUGUUAAGGAUCCCUAACUUCUGCAAACACUAACACUUCCAGCUCAGUGAAUGCAAAAAAAACCCUUCUGCACCUUCCUCCUUUUUGGCUUGUGAACCUCCUGCUCUGUCUCAGGCCAACUGUUCAGAACGUGACCACAGUGCUCAUAAGAGUUUUUCUGUCUUUCCAGCCUUCCGCCAGGUUUCCCACGGCAUACAGAUGUCCGCCAUCAAGAAGAGAAGAUCUACAGAUGAGGAGGUUUUUUGUUUGCCUGUAAGUGCCAUUGAAAUAUUUCAGGGUUGGUUAUUUUUGAGGGAGUGUGAGAGGAGUUCACAUAGACAUAGUUACCACAACAAACCUCCAAGAUAUUCUUUUUGUACAUGAGAAAAAUGCACACACAGGUUUAGACACUCUUCACUAAGGUCCAUGAUAACUUUAGCCUUCAGGAGUGUGUCUGAGCUGCUUACUGACUCUUUUCUCUCCACUUUUCUGUUACAGAUUAAAGGCCGUGAAAUUUAUGAGAUUCUGGUAAAAAUUAAAGAGUCUCUGGAGCUCAUGCAGUUUCUGCCCCAGCACACUAUAGAGUCAUACAGGCAGCAGCAGCAGAAUCUCCUACAGAAACAGUGAGUACAUGUUGACAUGUUGUAAUAACAGAUGUUUGUUCUCAGACAGACCUACAACACACGUAAAGGUCACCCUUCAAUCAACCUCCCUCACACUGAAUUGCCCGUUUUCUUGCACUAAAUCCUCCCAAUCAAAGUUUUGUUCUGAAUUAGCUGCAUGGUUGAUUUCACUCCACAUGACUGAGGUGUUGCUGCAGCAGUUCAGGCUUUGCAUGAGAUUUUUUGAAUGUAUCCAUCAAAGCCGUUGAAGCAUUGCCGCCUUCAAGUACAUAAUUGUCAACAAUGGCUCUUGUUUAGCUUUUCCCAGCAAUCUCAGCCUAACUCAGAGAGGGUGAGCCUUGCAUCAGGUAGAGCUUUUUUUUUUUCUCUUCUCAUGGGAUGUGAGCCAGAUCCGAUGAAUCGUGACAACUGUACCUGGCUACGCUUUGUUAACAAGAAGCUUCCAAAAGAUUGGUGGUAACGCCUUUGGGUGCUUUGCCAGAGGUUUGCACAACAACAGCACCCAGUGAAAUCCGUGCCUUGGCCUCUUCUAUUUAUCAUGAGUGUAAUUAAAAGUGUCUCAGACACACAUGUUCACACACCCAUUUCACUAUAAGCUAUGGAAAAGACGAGAGGGUGUAAAUGAUAGUUUGACAGCCCUGUGAUGAUAAUUACUGCUUAUGUUAUCGUUUCCCAUUAAGAGACUGGCAGACAGCCACACAGUGAGAUAAUGCUGCAUUCGCUGGUUUUCACUUUAUUCCUGUUUGGUGCUGGAGAACUGUUAGUGUCAGGCUGAAGUAAUAAUGCCAGAAAAAGGAAGAACAUAGCAUAAGUCUGCCAGAAGAAAGACAAAUCAACAAAAUGCAUCAAAUGUCUCAACCAAAUGGGAAUUUUUGGGGCAUUUAUAUUCCAAAAACUUAACCUGCAUAUUUGAAGGAAAUGCACCUGUCUUUGAUUUCUAUUCGUUUACUGUAAACAAGAAGAGGAUGGAGCACAUUGCUGUACAACCAAGUCUGUAUUCUUUUUAUUAACCACUAGGGGGCAUCUCCACAGGUUGCAAAAGGAGUUCAUUAGUAUGAAAAUGUACCCCAAGAUGACCUUAACUAUAACUGGAAAUCUUAAAAAAAAAGAAAAGAAAAAAGAAAAGAAAAGAAAAAAAAUGUUAAGGCCAAGAGACCCUAUUUUAAAGACUCCUCCAAUUCAGCAUGAUGUGUGUGUUGUUAAUGAUGGUCCCAUUUAGAGUGAAAGAGAAGCUGAGGAAGCAAUAACAUGAAGGCGUGGCUAUCAGCGGUUGACAACACUCCUUUGUCACCCAUGUUUUCUACACAGUGUGAGGUUUCAUGCAUGCCCUCUGUGAACAUUUCUCUAAACGCCUUGUUGGCUCUUUUCUGUUACUAACAAACUUUUACUGCUCCUGUCAGAGUGUUUGAAAUAAAGGUUCAGUCCACUGAAAAUGUUUCGGGCCUCUUUUCUCACUCUCUGUAAAUGUAAAAAGGAUCAGCAGACAGCGCACUAGUACUGAUCUGUGUUCCUAGAGUGCCAUCUUCUGGACAAAGACAGUAAUGCAUUUCUUCCACGUAUGAAGAAAGAAACUUAGUGCACCUUUUCCCCUCUGUCGAUCUGGUGUCAUCACUGUUUUUAUUGAACUUUUCUGAACUGCUGGGCCUCCUCCGGCUCUCUACUCUGUCCUCCUCUGUCAGCGAGCCCUUAUUUGUGCUCUCUCUUCUCUCUGGUUCCUCCCUCACAGUCUGAUUAGAACCUGCCUGGGUAGCCAGAUCAUGGAGCCUGCAGGAGAGCAGAGACGGCGCUACAGCUCCUCCUGAAACUCUGCCUCACAUUCCUCCUCCUCCUCCUCUUCCUCUACCUGAGCUACAUGGACCUCCUCUCUGUCUCCUUCUAUCUACUUCGAUUUUUCUGAUCUCCUUAUUUUCGGCCUUUCCUGGUGCCUUUCAAGGGAAUUGACACUGAAACUUACCACGUUUGAUGGAUUAUCACUCAUGCAGGCUGUAGUCCUACAUGCUGGAUGAAGCUUUUUCCUGGUUACUCUACCAGCUCUACUAAAACCAGAGACUCCGAUUUUAGGACUGAUGUGCAUGCAUUAUUUUUUCCUGCUCUGGUAUUUUGCAGGGUUGCCUCACUUUUUGUUUGAGUCUCCCUGUUUUAUUUUAUGUUUGCGAUCUGUUGCAUAGACUCUGUUGAACAUUUGUCCUGUUCAGCCUCUUCUGACGGCUGGACUCAGACAGGAACCAAGCCUCAAUGAUGACUGACAAAGCUUAUUAUUACACUGAAUGUGUUUCUGCAUUUUGAAUCCCAUCAAGAGCUGGACUCAUAAAAUCUUCAUUUAGAGGUGUUUUGAUGGGACGAAGAGACUUUAAUACUAUUACUGAAUAUGAGAUAUUUUGCUAAUGCUGGUCAUGUUUUAUAAAAUCACUGCAGGACAGUUUGUUUGUUUUAAACUGCAGAUGUGCUCUUUGUGAUUAAAACAGAGCAGAUCUGUUAGAAACUGAUUAUUUUGUUAUUUGUUGGCUGCAGCUCUCUCCUCUGUCAGAACAUAAUAAAAAGGCUUUCUGUGCUUGAAAACACUCAUUUACUGUUCUGCCAUUCAAUUCAUCAAUAUUGAAAAAACAUAUGAAAAAAAAUCCCCAAUUAAAGAUAUGUAUGUCAAUGUAUUAAACAUCUGAGUUGGAAUUUUUCCAAACACGAAUCAGACUUUAGCUCUGCAGCACAUGGAGCAGAGCAUCACAGCCAUAGACUGUAUAUACUUCUAUAUACAGUCUAUGAUCACAGCUGAGCAGACAGUGGUCUGCAUUAUAACUUGACAAAAAACCUUUGAUGUUCUGAAUAAAAAAACGUCUAAGAUGUUUUACUGAGUAUCAGUGUGGGGUCAUACUGGUGUGAUUGAGUACUUCCUUUCCCUAGUAAAAACUUUUGGCGUGAUCUCCAACAUUCCAAAUUGGGAUUGUGUCACAGUUUUCCAGCAUUUUUCUAUAUACUUGUUUAAAGUAUUUAUUUGUGGUAGCUUUACGCAAAUCAGCCCAAUAGUAUCUCAGAUGGUCUAAUAGAUUUCAGGGGGAAAGCCCUCAUGAAUGGGUUGGGAAAUUUAAAAUUACAGAAAGUAAUAUCUUAAACAACUACUUUCAGUUGUGUUCUCUCAGAUAGUUUAUUGGUGUCUGUAUUGAAGGCAAACCCUGAUCAUUUUUUGUCAUUAAACCUCCUGACUGUCUCCUUCUCUCUCCCUCACCAGGACUUCGAUGCCGUCACAGCCCUCCUACGGCUCCAGCUCCCCUACUCAUGGAAAAGUCAACAAGCUGCCCUCCGUCAGCCAGCUCAUGAACCCCCAGCAGAGGAACACACUCACCCCAUCCAGCAUGUCUGGAGGCCUGACUGACAGUAAGUGUGUCCUUUUGUUCUUCUUCCUGUCUAACUUAGACCGUCCCUCUCCUCCCUCCCCUCCUCCACGCUGUCCCGUCCCUCCUGGGCUGAUUGUAGACUCACAAAGACAGCGUGUCCAGGCAGGCAGGAGGGGACCUGAACACCUCUCAGCCCCCCUGACAGAAAGUUUCCUCCUCAGAAAGAAUGUGAUCCCUGUGAGACUGUCCUGCAGGACCUGUUGUGAUGCAUCAUGUGUCAUGUUGAGAGCAACCUCUGCAUGCCCCCCCACUCCCCUCUCAUGUGUUUCAGUUGACGUUACGUAAUCUGUAAAUCUCAGGGCAGGAAGGGAAAGCUCACAGCAGCUGCUUUUGUCUCUGCAGUGACUCCUAUGAUGGGCACUCACAUCCCCAUGAACGCUGACAUGAGUUCACUGAGCCCCACACAUGCACUGCAGCCACAGCUCCCCCUGGUGCCUUCCUCCCACUGCACCCCCCCUCCUCCAUACCCCAUGGACAGCAGCAUCUCCAGGUACCUCACCAAUUCACAGUGGGACACUUCUGCAGCUUCUAUAACUAAUUAUUCCGACUUUCACAAUGCAAAAAUAAUAGACUGCAAAAGACACGAAAGACAGAACUAAAGUCCAAUUAGCUAAUCAAAACAAACGCAGUAAAAACACAAAAAGCAUGACAGGAAGUAGUCCUAGAAUUUCAAAGGGGGAGUAAUAGGAUAUUCAAAGUUGUAAUACAGCAGCCCUUUGUCUCGCCUCCUUUUACCUCGAAUUAUGAAAUUAUUGCAUAUAAAACUUCAGAUGUCGGGUCGGAAAAGACUGAUACCCUCCAAAAAAACUCAACAAUGAUUGUGUCUACAGCUUUCUUUUUUCUACAGUUGUCUUUUUUAUUUUGAAGGUAUCCUUAUUAAAGGUAUCUUUAUUGAUAGGACAGAUGAAGGGAGAUGUGGGGGGCAGAGAGUGAGGGAUAACAGGCAGCAGAGGGUUUGGUCAGUAAUCAAACCAGUGACUGCUGGGAUGACGACUAUAGCUUCUGUAUAUGCUCAAACCAGUAGGCCUGCUGGUGUCCUUUACUGGGUUUUUUUUUCCACCCAGGCUUUUCUCAUUAACUGUAUACUUAACAAGAAUAUAGAUAGAAUAUGGUUUCAAGAAUAACACAAACACUGAGGUGCUUUAAACCUGCUUUUUUACAGCUGUAAUCAGCAGCAGGGAGCAACUCUACUGGACCCACUAUAAAGUCUCUUGUAUUUGAGCCUAUGAGAAACUUUACCCUCAUCUCAGUUUACUUUUGUUAUUAAGAGACACAUUUAUUAUUCUGAUGCCUUAAUAACACACUCAGUCUCACUGUCAAGUUUCAAAUCUUCAUUUCUUUAUGUGAACUGUCAGACUGUGGCAGCCCAGUCCACUUCUUUUACUCCUGUACAAGCUCUACAUGUUUAUCCUCAAAUGUUACUAUGAAGUCAGUUUUUUCCAGAGAAAUGAUAAGAUUAAUUUGUAAAUAAUGCAGACUUUGAACUACUAUAAAAUGUAUAUUGUAACCAUCUACGCGUCUGUAAACUCUCAGUAGUCUUAAUCUGGUUGUGUGUUGUGGUUUUAGCUGUAGUCUGAACGUCUCAUCUGUCUUUUUCACAGCUUCCUUAUUCGGCUGGGCUGCGCAGGCUGCUUGGACUACUUCACAGCACAGGGCCUAACCAACAUCUACCAGAUUGAGAACUAUAACAUGGAGGUGAGCCCUUGCCUAUCCAACACGAGUCAUUUGAUGGGUUAGAAAGAAGAGUGGCUCCCCCUGCGAAUACUAACGCUACCCCCUGUGUAAUGACCAUUAGGACCUGUCCAGGCUGAAGAUCCCUGCAGAGUUCCAGCACAUCAUCUGGAAGGGCAUCAUGGAGCAUCGACAGGCCAUGGAUUUUUCCCCACCCCCUCACAUAGUGCGCACCACCAGCGGGGCCUCCGCCGUCAGCAUGGGCUCCUCUGAGGCGCGAGGCGAGCGCGUCAUUGACGCCGUACGCUUCACUCUGCGUCAGACCAUCUCCUUCCCGCCGCGCGACGAAUGGUCCGACUUCUCCUUCGACCUGGAUUCUCGCCGCAACAAACAGCAGCGCAUCAAGGAGGAGGGAGAGUGA
This is a messenger RNA of Xyrichtys novacula (pearly razorfish), 37022 nucleotides long. The record is from the annotation of a GenBank genome assembly. Lineage: Eukaryota; Metazoa; Chordata; Actinopteri; Labriformes; Labridae.